ACCGUAACGAGUUCCUUUCAUCAUAAAGUAUAAACCAAACUGUUGUCAAUGUUUCUAGUUGGGUAAGAUUUGUAGUGCUAUCUUAAAAUUAAAAUAUGGAUUCAGAAGGUGGAAGUUCGCAUAAAAGACUAAAGACGGCAGAAAGAGAUUUAGAUUGUUCCAAUGCUCAAAGGGGUGUAUGGUUGGUAAAAGUUCCUAAAUAUAUAUCAUCUUUGUGGGAAAAAUCUCAACCUCUUAGUGAAGCGGGUCGACUAAAAAUAACAAGAAAUGGUGGAAAGACGGACAUCACAUUUUCUUUGUCUGAUGAGAUGUUGAAGAAUACAGAUGGGACAAUAAAGGCCGAUAUACCUAAAGAACAUCGAUUUGUAAUUUCGAACAUUGCACACCAAACAUUGGCAGUAUUUGGUCAUGAAACUGAUGACAAUAGUAGUGAUUCCAAGCCUGGCAAACUUAUGCUAGGUGGUCAUGUUCUUCAAAAAGGAGAAUGUCGUCCUUUGGCUGAUAAACGUUACAUGGAUUUAAAAAGAGAUAUGAUAUUGAAAGCUAGUCAACCUGAAAGGCAAGUGAAGCAAUUGUCAAAGGCUGUUACUAGCUUUAAACCUAUAUCUGAUCAUAAGCAUAAUAUUGAAUACGAACAAAAGAAGAAAGCUGAAGGCAGAAAGGCUCGAGAUGACAAAGAUAAAGUCAUGGAUAUGCUAUUUAAUGCUUUUGAGAAGCAUCAAUAUUACAACAUCAAGGAUUUGGAGAAGAUCACCAAGCAGCCGGUUCCUUAUCUGAAAGAGAUUUUAAAAGAGAUCUGCAACUACAAUGCCAAGAACCCUCACAAGAGCACUUGGGAAUUGAAGCCAGAAUACAGGCACUACAAGUCACAAGAAGGUGCUGAAUGAACAUCUGUACAUAUUUGCUUGUAAAUAUUGUUUUAUCUUAAAUAAGUUAUCUUAAAUAUAUUCUUUCUAAGA
This is a messenger RNA of Argiope bruennichi, 959 nucleotides long. It is a transcript of the gene TfIIFbeta, whose product is annotated as general transcription factor IIF subunit 2-like. NCBI's taxonomy places the organism in Eukaryota, Metazoa, Arthropoda, Arachnida, Araneae, Araneidae. The coding region runs from base 96 to 887 and encodes 263 amino acids. Gene Ontology annotation, cellular component: transcription factor TFIIF complex. Gene Ontology annotation, biological process: transcription by RNA polymerase II; transcription initiation at RNA polymerase II promoter. The record is from RefSeq and is a predicted model, not a curated record. The transcript is spliced from 8 exons.